ACAUCUCUAUCGCCCGGCCUUCCACAUCUGCCCAAUGAAUCAGGAGCGGAUGCGAUGUAUCCUUUUUCAGUGGAGUGAAUGGCCAAUGGGAGUUGGCUUGUCGAGCAAACACUGAGCCCUGCGUUCCCAUUCAUUCAGUGCUGAGCAGGCCCGCGGAGCAGGAGAGAGCGCGCCGAUGUCCGCGAGCCGACGACGCUUUUUUGCGAGCGCAGACUCACCGCAACAAUAAGUAGCCAGAACUCAAACCCAGCUCUCCGCAAAUAGGCCCUACUCGAAGAGGAAAAAGUCUUGGAUAUAAGCUCAGUCGUGUUUGAUUUUAUUUCUUCCGAGACGUUUUUUUACGCAUUUCUUUUUUUAUUUUACAACAAUUCCUGCGGGACUUAAGUUGCCUAUAGAUCGGCCUCCCAAGUGCGCAGCAGUUCUCCGGGUGCCUUCCCUCCUUCCUCCAUCAGAGCUCCACUUGGGAUUUACUUUGUUUUAUCCUGGGACGAAUGCAUGCGUAACCCUCGCAGAACUUCUCCGCUAAACCACCUAAGAAAAGGGAAUAACGCAAAGGGAUACACUCAACACUUGGAUUAACAGCCAGUGAAUGUUAUGCAUCAUAGUUUAUAGUAUACGUUUGGACAUUGCCCCUUCCUUUUGGAUGGAGUUUUGGUAGGCUAUUUGAUUGAUGGAUUCGACGUUAUGGAUGGUUGCAUAUAGGUUUUCCGAUGCAUGCCAAGUCCACGGUGAAUGUCGGAAGUGGUGAUCCCCCCAGAUGGAGCUCCAAAGUCAACAUGGCCCCGGCGGUUCAUUAGUGGUGAUCCAGCCGCCUCCCCUAGAGAGCCGGCAGAGGUCGGAUUACGAGCGGGAGCUCCAGCAUGCCGCCAUUCUCUCCCUGGACCAAAUCAAGGCCAUCCGCUCCAACAACGAGUAUACCGAGGGCCCCUCGGUGGUACGGAGGCCCCCUGUACCCCGCAUGGCCCCCAGGCCCCAGGACAAGCAGGAGAGGACUCACGAGGUCAUCCUCGUCAAUGUGAACAACAAUUAUGAGCACCGGCCAUCAGGCCACCACCAUCACGUCGGGGGCGGCGUGGUGGUUGUGGCUGGGGGGCAGCAGUACGGUGGGUCCCGGGCACCGGGGCUCAGCCGCUCCACUAGCACAGGAAGUGCUGCCAGUUCAGGGAGCAACAGCAGUGCCUCCUCUGAACAGGGACUCUUGGCACGCUCGCCCCCCACCAGGCCCGGGAUGAGCUUACAGAACCACCACAGACCAGAGCGGCCUGUUCGGACUCAGCCCAAGCCCAAGGCCCUUUUACAGCCCCAGCAGGGACCUCACUUCCAUCAGCCUCCACUGGAGGCUCCACUCAAACCCCAGGGCAAAGGGAAAUCCGACUUUUCUGGCUCUGGCAACGGGGUGGUGGCCGCCGCCGGCCACCAGUUCAUCUGUGAGCGCUGUGGGAAGUGCAAGUGCAGCGACUGUACGGCUCCCAGGAGCCUGCCUUCAUGUCUGGCGUGCAACGGCCAGUGCCUCUGCUCGGCUGAGAGCGCGCUGGAGCACGGCACGUGCAUGUGCCUGGUUAAGGGCAUCUUCUACCACUGCUCCAAUGACGAUGAGGGGGACUCAUGUGCGGACCAACCCUGCUCGCUGUCACGUUCCCACUGCUGCUCUCGUUUCCUGUGCAUGGGAUUAAUGUCGGUACUCUUCCCCUGUCUGCUAUGCUACCCACCUGUCAAGGGGUGUCUGAAGGCGUGCCAGGGCUGCUACGACCGGGUUAACAGGCCCGGCUGUCGCUGCAAGAACUCCAACACUGUCUAUUGCAAACUGGAGAGCUGGGCCCCACAGACCCAGGAAAAACCUUCCUGAUCGCCCCUGUGUGUUUGUGAUUGCGUGUGCGCGGGAGACUCUUGAUGUGGAUCUUAUGAUGAUAAUGAUGAUGAUAGUCACAAAUUAAUGUUUAUCAAACAUUCUAAGCACCUCCCACCAGCCUCCCCUCCUCGCUGCGGAAACCUAAGGAGCUAAGCAAAGGAGUAACGAAAACCACUCAAUUAUUUUUAUUUUCUCUGGAUCAGGACCAUGUUUUUACAGACCAGUGUUUGCCUUAACUGUUUCUAUGUCUAUCCUUAGCUCCUCAUUAACACUUUUAUAUUUAUAUAUAUACAUAUAUACA
Molecule: messenger RNA, 2150 nt
Organism: Perca flavescens (yellow perch)
Lineage: Eukaryota; Metazoa; Chordata; Actinopteri; Perciformes; Percidae
Gene: spry1
Product: sprouty homolog 1, antagonist of FGF signaling (Drosophila)
Exons: 2
Coding region: 758-1846 (362 amino acids)
Biological process (GO): multicellular organism development; negative regulation of Ras protein signal transduction; animal organ development
Cellular component (GO): cytosol; membrane
Source: RefSeq, a predicted model, not a curated record